AUGUUCUCAUCUCAAGUUUCAUUCCAAGAGCCUCAAUUAAGACAGGAACAUCCAGCACUUAAACAUUCGCCUCGAAGCCAUCAUCCAAAGCCAACAUACUUCUUAUCAACCCCACCGCCUUCGCCGAUGGCAGCCACCCUAGGGCAACCUAAUCGCUCCUGUGCAAGCUGCAAGAAGCGAAAAGUCAAGUGUGACAGGAAGACACCUUCGUGCUCAGCCUGUCAAAAGUCAAAACAUCAUUGUCAUUAUACUUCCUAUUCUCCGACUACCGUGAUCACAGAAGAAACUCAAUUCACCGGAGAUGAAGAAGUGUUCAGAGCAAUUAAACAGAAGUUUGAAGAAAUUGACAAACAACGUUGGGAAAAUUUUAUUAGAAAUUUUAAUCCUGCAUUGGCGUCAAAGUGCCUUAAUCAACCGCAGCAGGAAGAGCGUAACUUGGGAUUCCCAGUUCAUUACUACGCAGAUGAUAUCUAUAAUUUAAGUCUACCGGUGGGUGUCCAGCACCCCGUGCCACCUACGCUGACUGACGCGCCAUACCAAAGUUCUUAUGUCGUUCCCCCCAUUCCAUCUUCACCAGCUACUUCUGACUAUGUUCCGUGCAUGAGGGCUACUAUUACACUAAAUUUCAACUUGAACGCAAUGAGCUCACUACUGGGACCCGAAUUUGCACCUUUGCUACAAUCAGUGACCGAUGAUGAGGGACCAUCGAUUCCUCCCUCUGGAUUCACGGAUAUUUACCAUUUACAAAAUUGGAUACGAGCAAAAUUCCUUUCACAAAGUUGGGAUGACGAGAUGGAAA
Acaulospora morrowiae is the source of this 799-nucleotide messenger RNA. The record is from the annotation of a GenBank genome assembly. Lineage: Eukaryota; Fungi; Glomeromycota; Glomeromycetes; Diversisporales; Acaulosporaceae.